AGAAUAUGGGGACGCUUAGUAACCGGGACGAUUUGGAAGUCGGGUGUGUGUAAGGUGAAGGCUGGAAAGCAUGGAAAGGUUUCCCGUGGCAACUUGCCUCACGAUUUUGCUUUCGUUGCUGGUCUCCGGGCCGGGCCUGCUGCAGCGGAGCAGGGGUAACGGCUUGCCCGACGACUUCCUGUCGGCGUUUUUGCUGCGGCCGGCGGCGGUGCAGGAAGGGCAGGUUUAUAGGUUGGUGACCUACAUCUUUGUUUAUGAGGAUGUGAUCUCCUUGGUAUGCAGUGCUGUUAUCAUCUGGUACUUUGCUGGCAGCUUUGAGAAGAUGGUGGGGACCGUGAAGCACUCCUUCCUCACUCUGGCAUUUGCAAUUUCCUUAGCUCUACUCUACCUUGUACUCAGGACUAUGGCAUCCAGCCUGUUGAACAUGACGGAUGCUGGAGGAUUCACUCCUGUGGCUUUUGCCAUGCUGGCUGCAUCAAUUGCUCGCUCUCGGAUGAAGAGAACAGUACUCUUUGGAGUGAACUUCCAAAUGACAUUUGUGCCCUGGUUGUUGCUUUGCAUGGCCUGGAUUAUCCCAAGUUGUUCUUUCCUAGCAAACCUGUGUGGCCUCUUAAUUGGGAAUAUAUAUGGUUAUGGUUACUGCUUUGCUUUGGAUUUCUCUGAAUCAACAGCCUCUUGUUUAGAUCAGAAGUUCCCUUUCAGGCUGUUGAAAAGAAUUCCUGGGGUAAAAUAUGUUCCAGGAUCCCUGGCAGAAAGAAGGGCUUUCCAGAACCAAAGGUUAAAUCCAGUGCCAGGUUCUUAUCCCACUCAGAACUAUCACAGCCCCCCUCCUCCGUUGCUUGCCAUGCAUAUGCAGCAUCUUAACACACAAAUUCUAGCAUCUGGACCACCAUGCUCUCAGAAUCCCACACCGCAUCAUACUGCUGGUGCUAUGUGCAUCCAGAACCAUUCCCACUCAUCAGCAGGAUUCCCAUCUGCUUCUCAUUUUGUUGGUGCUAAUUCAUGGGUGCCUGAAAAGACAGAUGAUUUGGGGGCCCAUCAAACACCAGGAUUUCUGACCAUGGGAGGUUCCUCAAAAUCAGAAGACGUUUGUCAAGUUCAUGUAGGUUGAGUCUAGUUGGUAACUGCAAAUGUUGGACUAUGCUACAGUAACAGUGGUUUCCCUGAGAAGGGAGUCAAAAAAAAAAUUGGAGAUCCUGAGAAACUUGGAUCUAAUUGAAGAAAGGGACCAUUCUCUGUCUUGUGGCAACUGGUAGGAUCACGUGACAACAAUCUCUUGGCUGUUUAAUGCUGAAACUUAAUUUAUGCAUUAACUUUGGAUGAUGACAGUAUGGCCUUCACUUCAGGUCGUACCUUCUUUCUGCAUCUGACCAAUUUUAAAAAAGGUGAUGGAAAUUUCCUACUGAUUGAUUGAUUGAGGUACUGAACAGUUUAGGAUUGGUUUUACUGUGCUUCUGAUAAAACUGUUGUUUCCUUAAUAUUUGAAUGGCAGGAAAGCUAUUUAGGAUAUUUUUUUUAAAAAAAUAUUGCCCACGGAUGGAUAUGUCUGUUCAUCCCAAAGCUGCUUUUUCAAGGUGCUUUUUGAAAAAGCACCUUUGGGACAACCAUGACCUGGAUGAUUGAGAAUCUCCAUAAACGUUCAACUGAGAUACUUCUUGUCAGCUGAGCACCUUGGCUUAAACCCCUGAUUAUUUUAUACAAUGACUUUUAAAUUUUAAAAAUCUACUUUAGAUAAAUUUGGUAUAGAUCACACACGAGGGAGUGUAGCCAGCUGAUUUUGGUAAGGAUUACAUUCAUGGAAGUCAUGCUCUGUAUACAGAAGAUCCCAGUUUCAAUCUCUGAUGUUUCCAGUUCAUAAAAAUGUUAAACAACCUGAACUAUGAAAGGUUUCUUGUGAAAACAUUAGAAUUUUCUCCCAGUCAUGGUCAUGGGCAUUAUUUUGUUUAACAGAUCUGGCAUCUUUCGCUUGGAUAGCAUAACUUGGUAAAUGUAUAAUAUUACUGGAAAGUGCGAUAAGCUGCAACUGUGAUAAGAAAAAACAAUCUACUUUGGAUAAAAAAAUAAUGUUG
Molecule: messenger RNA, 2069 nt
Organism: Notechis scutatus (mainland tiger snake)
Lineage: Eukaryota; Metazoa; Chordata; Lepidosauria; Squamata; Elapidae
Gene: RHBDD2
Product: rhomboid domain containing 2
Cellular component (GO): membrane
Molecular function (GO): serine-type endopeptidase activity
Source: RefSeq, a predicted model, not a curated record